GCGAAACUUUAUCGUCAAGGAAUGGCAACACAAAGAUGGGAUUUUGGAAAUAUUAAAAAAAAUUCAAGUGACCCUAUCCAUGAUCCUGCUCCCUGCAAUAGACCUAACUUGCCACACUUUCAAAUAAAUAUUCCUGUAGGUGAAGUAUUUUGGGACCCGCCAUUUCCCAUUCCACCAGGAUAUGUAUCAAUAAUCCCCCCUGUGGUUACAAUCAACAAUUUCACUAUUGACUUGUACUUGAUACAACAAGUAGCUUUAGAAGCUGAAAUGUGA
Dentiscutata erythropus is the source of this 273-nucleotide messenger RNA. The record is from the annotation of a GenBank genome assembly. NCBI's taxonomy places the organism in Eukaryota, Fungi, Glomeromycota, Glomeromycetes, Diversisporales, Gigasporaceae.